Chara braunii is the source of this 2068-nucleotide messenger RNA. NCBI's taxonomy places the organism in Eukaryota, Viridiplantae, Streptophyta, Charophyceae, Charales, Characeae. The record is from the annotation of a GenBank genome assembly.
GUACCACCAGAUUGCUAUACGGCCUGAGGAUCAGCACAAAACCGCAUUUCAAACCAGCUACGGUCUGUACGAGUUUGUGGUCAUGCCUCUCGGCCUUUGCAAUGCUCCUGACACCUUUCAGCACGCGAUGAAUCGGGUCUUUCAUGACUACUUGGACAAGUUUGUCAUCGUGUACCUCGGUGACAUACUUAUCUUUAGUAGGACUGUCGAAGAGCACGUAGCCCAUUUGGACAAAGUCCUUAGUCUCCUUCGACAAUACGAGUUCAAGAUCAACGGUGAGAAGUGCGAGUUUGGCCGCACCCGUAUCUUGUACUUGGGUCAUGAGAUUUCCGCGGAGGGUUUGAAGCUCGAUGACGUGAAGGUAGCCAACAUUCAUGACUGGCCGCGUCCUCAGUCUGUGACUGAGAUGACGUCUUUCUUAGGGAUGACCGGCCAGUACCGUAAUUUUGUUAAGAACUAUAGCAUAGUGGCUGCCCCUUUGACUGACCUCACCCGCCUUGACACCCCGUGGGAGUGGACAGACAGGUGUGAGGCUGCUUUCAGACAUCUGAAGCAUGCGUUGACACACCAUGAGGUCUUGAAACUUCCUGAUCCUGACAAGUCGUUUAUAGUAACCACGGAUGCUAGCCAAUAUGGCAUAGGCGCCGUGCUCGCGCAGCAGGAGGGGCCAAAGUUGAGGCCAGUCGAGUACAUGUCCAAAAAGAUGCCCUCUCAGAAGUUGGCUAAGUCCAACUAUGAGAAGGAUCUCUAUGUGAUUUACAAGGCACUGACCCAUUGGAGACAUUAUCUCCUAAGGAGGUUCUUCAUCGUUAGGACUGAUCAUCAGACCCUAAAGUGGAUGAGAACUCAGCCUAUGCUCUUUGAUGCCUUGAAGCGCUGGAUCGAAGUCAUUGAGCAGUAUGACUUCGAACCCCAGUAUCUGAAGGGGGAGUACAACAAGUUGCUGAUGCCUUGUCACCUUCCCAUCUACAUUCAAAAGCAAUUGAUCAAGUCUCUUGAGUAUCAAUGGCGACCAAAGGGAACGAUCAUCAUCAGGCAGGGAGAACCAGCUGGAGAUUGGUAUAUCAUAUUGACUGGCUCGGUCUCAAUUUUCAAGUUGGAUGAUAAGGAGAAUGCUAACGUCGAGGAGGGUUAUUAUGGGAAUUUUGUGACAGAGCUAGUUACUGGUGACAGUUUUGGGGAGGCCGUGCCCUCAGCUCCCUCUUCGAACCGUGCAGCAACUGUGAAGUCAAAUGAUAAGCUGUGCCUAGCUUGCUGCAGGAGGGAAGAUUACCUACGGACAGUGUACCGGUUGGAUGAAGGACAAAACGUAGCCAAAAUCCUUCAUGAAAAGGUAACWAAGGAAUUCCCAUUGGGACUGUACGGAACAGUCGACACCUAUGACUGCUUGGAGACCAGCUCCGUGCAAAGUGCACAUGGGAAACAGCAGGACCAACAGAGGGAAGGGGAAUGGCAUAGCUCCGGCGCCUUUUCUCCCAUAAUCUCCAAGAUGCCAACCCAACUGAACAGUGGAAUGAUGUGGAGACCAUGGAGAACUGUCACAGCUAUUUCGUACAGUGUCCUUGCGGGCCCGGGGAUCCCAGCAGAACUGCUGGCAGCCUCGGUAGCACAGCUGCUGAGCUCCGGCAUCUUGAAUGGAGACAGUGAUCUGGAAGCCAAAGCAUUCACCAUGGAUCUAGACAGGUUCUACAGAAGCGACUACUCAGAGGAUGACAUGGAAGAAUGGCAGGAAGAUGGAGUCACCUCAAAGUCGGCCUUCUCAAUGGACCUAGGAACCAGCGGAAGCAUUGGAGAAUACCAAAUAGAUGACGCCACCACAAAGACACAGCAGGAUCCGCCGGAUGAGCCCACAUCAGCUAUGGAGGACCUCGACCAGGACCCCUCCUGAAAACUUAAUACCCUAAUACUAGUAUCGCCACGGCCCGACCGCCACAAUGUUGGAAAUCUUUAGAAAGAGGGCAAACGCCAAUGAUGUGCGAGUGGACUGGAAGACACAAGGGAUAAUAAUCAGAAGUUGGAAUGUCAACGGGUUGGGUAACAUAAAGGAAAAUGAAGCAAAACUAAACAA